Messenger RNA from Parastagonospora nodorum SN15, 1270 nucleotides. RefSeq lists its product as hypothetical. The coding region runs from base 116 to 1270 and encodes 384 amino acids. The record is from RefSeq and is a predicted model, not a curated record. NCBI's taxonomy places the organism in Eukaryota, Fungi, Ascomycota, Dothideomycetes, Pleosporales, Phaeosphaeriaceae. The transcript has 2 exons.
CUUCUUUCUUACUUUCGACACAACUCUUUCUUACAACUUCCCUUUCGUACUCUACUUACUUGCGACUGUUUCUUUCUCACAACCACAGUUUACAACGUAUCAACCGGUGGCAACGAUGUUUGCUGACCUCGCCCGCCGCGGGCUUACACACCCCAACACGGUGGCCUAUGUCAAGCGCGCCGUGUACACGAACCAGGACCCGUCCACAAGGCUGGAAGAUGUCGAGAUCCCGACAUGGGGAGUCGUUCUGCUCUAUGUGAGCGUCUGGAUUGCGCUUGUCGGCGUGACCAUGGUCUCCUACAUGAUCAACCAAGUCAUCACUACGCUUUGCAUGGUGGAGUCUCCCGUCGCCGCCAUCACCGUCUCUCCCUCCACCCACGAAGUCGCAGACAAGGAGGAGAAGGAGGGACUGCUCGAGAACGGCCCAACCAUCACUCUCGUCAACCAGAAGCCCAUCACCUCGUCAAUCCGCGGCACCAUCAAGCACCUCGCCGCGCACGCUGGCCGCUUCGCCCGCUUCCGUGGCUACAGGAUCCACGUUCUCCACGCCAUCCUGUUCAGCCUUGUCUCGACCUUCCUCUCCGCUGCGCUCCCCCUUGUUCCCGGACAAGGCAUCGUCGUCGCCGCCCUCAGCGGUGCAGCAGUCGCAAAUGUACACGCCGCAUGGACACACAAGGUCGUUUCGCUGCCCACGGAGAAGUCGUUCAUGCAGCGCCUGCCCAGCAAGGCCAGCUGGAAGACGCUCGCGCUCCCCGCCGCUAUCGAGUCCGCCAUGCCCACUAUCAGCCUCUACCUCACCAUCGGCGUUGCGAUGCUCAUGAGUCUGCACAAGCUUGACGGAGAGAAUGUCGCCGAGUACAGCGGUAAGCAGGUAGCCUGCCUCGCCGUGCGCAUGCUCGUCACCGUUGUCUUCGCAAUUACAUGCACCCUCUUCCUCUGCCUUCCCGCCAACGUCACUCUUGUCCGCAUCGAGGCUUCCAUUCUCCCCGAGGACGAGGACACCAUCGUUCCCUUCGACCGCACUUUCGGUGGCAAGGUCGUCAGCCAGAUGAUGGGCGGUUCUGGAAAGGUUAGCUUCUUGGAGGCGUGGCGCAGCUUCAACUGGGAGGCGCGUCGUCGUCUUAUCAAGCUUUUCGUCAAGGGCUUCUUCAUCAUUAUGGGUAUGCUGCUAGUUGUCUCACAUGUUCUUGUUGCCGAGGCUUUUGUCGUCAUGGGCCCGGCUAUGGGAAAGGUUCUUAGCCAGAUGCAGAAGGAUGGGAUCCCGCAGUAG